Morchella sextelata is the source of this 918-nucleotide messenger RNA. RefSeq lists its product as uncharacterized. The transcript has 3 exons. The record is from RefSeq and is a predicted model, not a curated record. NCBI's taxonomy places the organism in Eukaryota, Fungi, Ascomycota, Pezizomycetes, Pezizales, Morchellaceae. Bases 1 to 918 code for a protein of 305 amino acids.
AUGCCGCGUCUUCCCUCGACACUACUACUGGGUACACUCUGCCUCCUCACAAUCCUCCUCCUCCUCCUCCUCCUCGCGACUCCAGCAUCUGCAAAACGCGUCCGCUGGCCCGCCCCCCCGUCCAGGAGCGUCGCCGAGAAGGAGCGCUUUGGAGACCUGACGCCCGCGCAGGCGUGUCUGCCCGACGCCUGCUGCUGCGAGCCUGGGUUCUGCAGUACUAGACCUUCCUACUUCCGGCCGAAGCGGUGCAAGAGGAAUUGCGAUGAGCUAAAGGGUGGGAAAGCCGAGUGGAAGCGGAGGGUGGAGAAAGUGCGCAACGCAGAAAUUGCGCGUGGACGUGAUCAAGAGAUCCUGAAGAAGGCGCCCAAGAACCCCCAGCCCUCCACUCCCCCCAAGCAGAAGAAGACCAAUAACGAGCAGCAAAAAUUAAACGCACCCUCACCCGGCGGCGACUCCAAAAAGAAGGCCAGCUCCGAGUCCCUCGGCCGCAUCGUCUUCACAGGCCCCAGCAAUGCUCUCUCAAACAUGGACCUGAUCAACGCCGGCUCGCACUGGCACUUCCUCACCUGCGAGACCCCCGGCACCUCUUCCAAGACGCGGCAGACCGUGCGUGUCAUCUGUACAACUGCUGGCGAGGCCGACAGCAACUGCGAUAUCAUCUACGAAGACGGGGUCGAGGGCACGGUGGUCAAGAUCCCGAGGGGUUGCUUUGAGGGUGAUUAUGCGGUGCUGCAUGGGAUGGUUGAAGCAGAGGACCAGAGCGUGCCAGAGGGGAUCAAGGGCGGAAAGGUCAUGGAGAUGACGUUUGAUUACAAUUUUGGGAGUGUCAAGGAGACGGAGGAGCCGGUGAGGUUUAGGAUCGAUUUUAGUAAUGUGCCGGGGUACAACGAUGCGAUGGAGGGCUUUGGAGGGAUCUAG